AUGUUGCCAGCGUUCGCCUUCGCCUCUGGACGGCAAAAGAAAAUGCAAGCUGCACUAGUGCUUAAUGCAUCUCGUAGGUUUAGAUACACCUUAGACUUGAAAAAGGAAGAAGCGACGAGGCAGACUCAAAGGCGGAUUAGAAGCCACGAGCAAUGCAUACGAGCUGCCUGGCUUUUCCACCAUGCUGGGGUACGAGCUGCCGAUCUUUUCCAACAAAAAUUUGGUAAAGUGUUGAAUCAUAUGUUCCAUUCAAUGGUUUCUUGUGCUGCAACUGCUUAUAAAAGCUCAAGAUUUCUUGUGCUACUUCCCAGCGCAGAUUUUCCUAUUGUACCAGAGCAUCUAGCUUUGAUGACUGUGGUUGAAGCUUAUGUCGGUGGAAGAAAAAUUGAUCCUCCAGACAGCAGUUCAGAGUUACCCGGUACAGUAACUUCAUUGCUUACCGAGGACAUUGCUGUGAAUGCGAAUGGAAGUGUCUUCACUCCAGAGGGAGGUGGAGAUGUAGAGGUCUCUGGAUCGCCAACAGAAAAAGCAAUUCUUAAUUGGGGAAUGAAGCUUGGUAUGGAUUUUGAUGUUGUUAGGUGUAGCUCGUCUAUUCUACAUGUAUUCCCCUUCAACACAAAGAAAAAAAGAGGCGGUGUUGCAAUAAGAUUGCCGGACUCUAAAGUUCGUAAUCACUGGAAAGGGGCUGCUGAAAUAGUGUUAGCUGCAUGCACUUGGUACAUUGACACUAAUGGUGAAACUGUAGCAGUGGACGAAGAAAAGGUGGCCCUUUUUGAAAAGGCAAUUGAAACUAUGUCUGCUGGUAGUAUACGUUGUGUAGCUAUUGCUUACAGAUUAUAUGAAAGUGAAAAUGUUCUAACUAAUGAAGAGGAGCUUGCUCGAUAG
This is a messenger RNA of Hibiscus syriacus, 885 nucleotides long. RefSeq names its product calcium-transporting ATPase 10, plasma membrane-type-like. Gene Ontology annotation, molecular function: calmodulin binding; P-type calcium transporter activity; nucleotide binding. The record is from RefSeq and is a predicted model, not a curated record. Lineage: Eukaryota; Viridiplantae; Streptophyta; Magnoliopsida; Malvales; Malvaceae. Gene Ontology annotation, cellular component: intracellular membrane-bounded organelle. The coding region runs from base 1 to 885 and encodes 294 amino acids. The transcript has 11 exons.